AUGCUCCCCUUCAGUCCCAAUUGGCUGUUUGGCCUGGCCACGCUCGGCGGCUAUAGUGAUGCUCAGCAGAGACCCUUGAGCUUCCCUGCCGUGCAAGAGAUCUCGAGCAUACCACAGAUUCAAGCGGCUGUGCAAUCAUCAAGAUCGUGUUGUGAGGCACUAGAAAAGGUGCUGGGCGACAAGAUAGUGGUGUUUCCAAGUAAUCCUGCAUACAAGUUGUCCUCAGGGUCGUAUUUCAGCCUCAAAAAUGUUGACCUGCAUCCCACUUGCAUCGCUCUUCCUAAAUCGGCGGAGCAAGUCUCGGCCGCAGUCCAGACACUCACUCGCGGAUUCGUUGAGUGGGGCGAGCAGUGCAAGUUCGCUAUUCGCGGAGGAGGACACACAACUUUCCCGGGCGCGGCGAGCAUGGAUGAUGGAAUCGUUCUGGAUUUAGGUCUUCUGCCCGCUGCAGGGCUGUCGUCCGAUCACAAGUCCAUAGUUGUCAGCCCCGGGCAGACAUGGGAUCAGGUGACGGAGCAACUGGACCCUUACAACCUCAGCACCCAGGGGGCUCGGGUUGCCGGAACUUUCCAAGUUGUGCUGGCCAAUGGCGACAUUGUAGAGGCCAACGCGGACAAGAACCAAGAUCUAUGGAAGGCGCUCCGUGGCGGCGGGAACAACUUCGGGGUGGUGACAGCCAUAACGCUGAAGACAUUCCCACAAGGCCCUUUCUGGGGCGGGCAGACAUUUCACGACAUCUCCACCAGAAAGCAGCACUUUGAAGCCCACGCCAAGUUCGCCUCUGCCCACCCAUAUGACCCAUACGCCCACUACAUAAACAACCUGGUGCUGAGCAAUGCAACCCGCAGCUGGUUCAUCGGGAGCAGCCUCCAGUACACCAGGAGCGACCCCCCGGUGCCUGAGCCCGCCGUGCUCAAGCCGUUCCUCGACAUCCCGCAGAAGGCCUUGUUCCCGGGAGCACCUUCCAACACCAUCAGAGUUGACAACGUCACCUCUUUCACCCGCGAGUACGCGGCUCUGGCCACGUACCCGAAGCGCUGGCUCUUCGCCACCAUCAGCUUCGCGCCGUCAGCGGAGAUGAUGGAGGCGUUCUACCAGCUGGCGGACAAGGCGUUCAACGUCGACCGCCUGCUGGACCUCGCGGGAUUUACCGUCAGUCUGGCAUACCAGCCCAUCCCGGCCGUCAUGUCCGAGCGGCACCGCGCCGUGGACUCGCUCGGGCCGAUCCAGACCCAGGGCAAUCUGGUAUACGUUCAUCUGGCGGUGGCAACGGACGACGAUGAGAGGGACAGUGAUGCUUUGGUGGAGGAUACUGUGCAGAAGUUCGUCCAAGAUGCUGACAAGAAGGCGAAGAGCUUGGGUGUGCAUAGGAGUUACCUGCAGGGGACUUAUGCCGACAGCUGGCAAAACCCCCUGGAGCGCCGCUCCGCCGGUACACUUGAGGAGCUGUGGGCUUCAGCUAAGAGGUACGACCCGGGUCAGGUUUUCCAGAGGCAGGUGCCGGGUGGCUUCAAGCUACCAAAGAUCUAA
This is a messenger RNA of Diaporthe batatas, 1530 nucleotides long. RefSeq lists its product as uncharacterized. Bases 1 to 1530 code for a protein of 509 amino acids. The transcript is spliced from 3 exons. NCBI's taxonomy places the organism in Eukaryota, Fungi, Ascomycota, Sordariomycetes, Diaporthales, Diaporthaceae. Gene Ontology annotation, molecular function: FAD binding. The record is from RefSeq and is a predicted model, not a curated record.